GACCGAGUGCUCUCUUUACUUCUUCCCAUCAGAUAAGUCAGACAGUUCAGUUCAGUUAGAUCAGUUUUCAUUGCAAGACAACAGCAUACAGUGUCGACAUAUCAGACCCAUCCUAGUGUGAGGAUGGGAAAAUUUCCCAUCAUUCUGCACUUCCUGGCCUUGGUGGUCUUUGGCUUUCUUAUACCCCUGGCUUCAGGAAAGUGCAAUAAAACGAAAAACCUUACCAAUGAAAAUGAAACAAGGCAGUCUAUCACGGAAAAUGGGCUUUCUUACCAAAACAAGACAUCAGGCAAUACCUCUGUAGAAAUUUGCAACGCACGCGUUGUAAAUUAUGCAAGCUCAUGGAUCUUAAAUGCACUGGACAACAUCACCAACCACUUGUUUUGUGUCAUUUACAACAAUGAAGGCUUCUCGGGAGAGAAGCUCUUAAUGCUUGAAAAUGACCUCACAAGAAUCAUGGAAUCCACCCUGAAUAUCUACAAUAACCUAAAAAAUAAUGAUACGGAGUCCACUGCUAUUAUUGAUUUGUUUGGAGCUUUAAACACAAACAACCACAAUCAAAACAAUGGGGAAGACAUGAGCAUAUGGUUCAAGAUAAAAAUCCAACCACUCUUACCAUUUUUAACCAAGGAAUUCCUGACGCUCCUGAGCACUAAAAAUUUCACCUGUCAGUCCUACCAAGCAAUAGUUAACGGUUUUAACGAGCAGUUUUCAACAAUGAACAUUGAAACACAGCAAAUGAUAUAUAGAAAUUUCAUGCUUAUGUACCUCUCAAGAAAAGAUAUAUCAGAUCCUGGAUGCUUAUCAGAAUCAAAUGGAAUGAAAGAUUGGAUAGAAAAAAACUUUGGUCUAUAUUUUAUUUUUGUAACACUGGAAGAUUUGGUCAACAUGGAGGAAAAUAUCUCUGUGGUGGAAGUUCUUCCCUCACUCUCUACAGAACAAAUAGUGGACCUGUUACUCGAAGCCCUAAGUAACACUCUGGAAAAUGAAACUGUCGUAAUUAACGUGGUCAGCAGCUUGUUGACUUCUCUAAAAGGCCAGGAACUAGAUGAGUUCUUUGAUAAUUUUGCACAAGUCACAGAGAAGAGAAACUUAACCGUCAUCGAAAACUCUGCUGUAAGGAAUAUCAUGCUAAACCUGACCUUGACAGCACUGGCACCCAGACUUGAUACCUUUGCACCAAACGACUUUGCAAUUUGGUUCCAACACUAUUUGGUGGUGCUGAUGCCUAGCCUUCAACCUAGCAGUUUGGAUGUCAUCCCCAGGAACAUUACCUGCCAGUCGUACCGUGCCAUAUUCACUGGGCUUGACCAAAGCAUUGAAUCUCUUUCACAAGACCUCACCCAUGGCAUUGAAUCCUGCAAGGUCUUGCUAAUGCAAAGAGCUCCAUACAUGUGCACACCGCUGUCUGUCGCUGGUCACUGCGAAGAUACACCGAUCAAUGAUAGAGACGUUUGUUCCGCUCUUCAGGGAUCUCCAUCCGACCAGUUGGUGGCACAUCAGAGCGCAGCUGGGAUGCUCUGCAACUUCAGCAUUGCUGAUUUUGUCUGUUCCCCAGAAGCGGAAUUCACAAAGGAAAAUCUGAUCAGUCUCUUGCAGUGCAAACUGGCCACUAGCCUUAGUUACCCGUUAUUAACCUGGAAGCUGAUUUUCACCAAAUUCUCUGCGGUCCUUGAUGAAGCAUUGGAUUCAUACUCAGAUAUGGUACACCGAAUUCCGAGCCGAUCUAAUGCAUUCUCUAUCGGUUAUAUCUCCACUUUACAAGCUACUAGAUAUUCCUUGAUAACCUGUAAGCAAGAGUAG
Molecule: messenger RNA, 1803 nt
Organism: Brienomyrus brachyistius
Lineage: Eukaryota; Metazoa; Chordata; Actinopteri; Osteoglossiformes; Mormyridae
Exons: 18
Coding region: 124-1803 (559 amino acids)
Source: RefSeq, a predicted model, not a curated record